AUGGCCAGUGGACAAGUAAGGGCAUACGAACCUGGUAAGUUGGACGACGAAGGAAAUGAAGAAAACAAGCAUGUUCGAAAGCGACGAAGUGUGAAAUGGGCACCCGACUACGAUUUAUACGAACAGUGGGCUGCGGAGUACUACUCGCAAUAUGAAUCUCCUGAUAACAAUCCGGAAGCUAUCCUGAAGGGGCCUGAAACUCUGCUGGACAAGUUGGUAGGUCAUAAUAAGACAGAAGAAGAGCUCGAAUCCGAACGUCAAGCUGCGGCGGAGAAAAAAGAAUUUAUACUCAGAUCAUUUCAAGUAUUUACAUGGAUAUUUUGCGGUUUAAUAAUAUAUUGUUGCAUUAGAAAUCUAAUACGAAAAAUUUUGGAUAAAAUCUGCUGUGAUUUCUGCCGUGUCUUCAGUUUCAAAAAGAAAAUAACUAAGUUGGUCAACAAUUUUGUGCCAGGAGUCUACAUACAUAAAAAUGGAAAAAAGGAAUUCUAUUUUCCAACAGAAGAAGAAAUGGAAGCUUUGAAAGAAAUACAAAAGUUACUUUAUAGUGUUGUGUAA
Molecule: messenger RNA, 555 nt
Organism: Uloborus diversus
Lineage: Eukaryota; Metazoa; Arthropoda; Arachnida; Araneae; Uloboridae
Exons: 4
Coding region: 1-555 (184 amino acids)
Source: RefSeq, a predicted model, not a curated record